GUCCAACCCCAUGCAUCACUAUCGUCAGUCUAACCGCAUACAUAACUACCGUCAGUCCAACCCCAUAUAUCACUACCGUCAGUCCAAACCCAUACACCAAUACCGUCAGCCCAACCCCAUACACCACUACCGUCAGUCCAACCCAAUCCAUCACUACCGUCAGCCCAACCCCAUACAUCACUACCGUCAGCCCAACCUAUACAUCACUACUGUCAGUCCAACCACAUACAUCACUACCGUCAGUCCAACCCCAUACAUCACUACCGUCAGUCCAACCCCAUACAUCACUACCGUCAGUCCAACCCCAUACAUCACUACCGUCAGUCCAACCCCAUACAUCACUUCGGUCAGUCCAACCCCAUACAUCACUUCGGUCAGUCCAACCCCAUACAUCACUACCGUCAGUCCAACCCCCUACAUCACAAACGUCAGUCCAACCCCUUACAUCACUAACGUCAGUCCAACCCCAUACAUCACAAACGUCAGUCCAACCCCAUACAUCACUACCGUCAGCCCGACCCCAUACAUCACUUCCGUCAGUAAAACCUUGCUACAUGACACGUGGUUAGACACUUACUCCCGUAACGACGCAGUUCUGUAGCACUCAAGAAUGGAACAUAUUUGAUUAGUGCCAAAUAACGCUUGCAUUGAGCCUGUAAUAAAACUACA
Molecule: messenger RNA, 669 nt
Organism: Mizuhopecten yessoensis (Yesso scallop)
Lineage: Eukaryota; Metazoa; Mollusca; Bivalvia; Pectinida; Pectinidae
Product: extensin-2-like
Exons: 3
Coding region: 11-601 (196 amino acids)
Source: RefSeq, a predicted model, not a curated record